This is a messenger RNA of Ananas comosus (pineapple), 1488 nucleotides long. Its product is annotated as tRNA (guanine-N(7)-)-methyltransferase. Gene Ontology annotation, cellular component: tRNA methyltransferase complex. Gene Ontology annotation, biological process: tRNA methylation; RNA (guanine-N7)-methylation. The coding region runs from base 286 to 1287 and encodes 333 amino acids. The record is from RefSeq and is a predicted model, not a curated record. Gene Ontology annotation, molecular function: tRNA (guanine(46)-N7)-methyltransferase activity. The transcript is spliced from 11 exons. NCBI's taxonomy places the organism in Eukaryota, Viridiplantae, Streptophyta, Magnoliopsida, Poales, Bromeliaceae.
CGCUCUCAGGGCGCGCGCGCGCUCUCUCUCUCUCUCUCUCUCUCUCCUAAUCCCUGCCGAGUCCCGCUUCGCUCCCUCACGCCGACUGCUCGCCCACUCUCGACUUCGGCGCCCCGCUCUCUCGCGAGGAGGACGACAAAAUUGAGGAGGAGGUGGUGGCGAUAUCUAGGGUUAGCUCUCCUUUUGAGCACCGAAGCUCUAGUUGAAUCAGCGGCGCCGGUUAUUCUUCUUGUGCAUGUAGAGUUGUAGACAACGCCCAGCAAACUGGGCCAACAAUUAGUUCUGAUGGCAAAUAGGAUCCACCCAACCCAAUGUUAUACACUGGCCUGGAUCCUAAGAUAUUCUUUUGGCCCAACCCCGUAUUGGAAAGUAGCGCUAUGGAAAACAGAUUCAAAGAGAGAGGGGGGGAACCAGUGGAGCACCAGCAUGGGCUAUCCUGUCCUCUCCCUCUCAAAGCCUUGCCCUCUGCUCCAUCUCUCUAUGCGUAUCCACAGGCACCGCAAGAGCACUACAUCCCUCAGAAGAUGCAGCGGCGGGGCCAGGAGCCCCGAUGUGGUUGAGAGGGAGUAUGCGGAUCUCAAUCUCAAACCGAUGUACGGAGUCUCCAAUAUGGGUCACGUGCGUAUCAGGCAACAUGUGAACCCACUUAGCUCGUCCUUCACCGAGCCAGUGCAGGUACCGGAGUGGAAGGAAGUUUUCAGGGACUCAACACUGCCACUUAUGGUGGAUAUUGGCUGUGGUAGCGGCAGGUUUCUUAUUUGGCUUGCAAAAAAUUCUGUCGAACCUAGAAAUUAUUUGGGAUUGGAGAUUCGUCAGAAGUUAGUUCAGCGUUCACAGUUUUGGGUUAAGGAGUUGGGUCUUGAAAAUAUCUACUUUUUGUUUGCAAAUGUGUCGGUGUCUUUUGAUCAGCUAGUGUCAAGUUAUCCUGGUUCUCUAAAAUUGGUUUCAAUACUGUGUCCAGACCCUCACUUCAAGAAGAGGCAUCACAAAAGGAGAGUCGUGCAAGCACCAUUAGUUGAUUCUAUUUCGAAAAAUUUAUCUCUUGGGGGACAGGUUCUUUUACAAUCUGACGUGCUUGAAGUGGCAUCUGACAUGAGGGAUCAAUUCGACGCCUACUCUGAUGUGCUUGAACAUGUCGAUCAUAUUGACUCGAAUGUUUUGUGUGACGCCGAAGGGUGGCUCUUACACAACCCAAUGGGAACACGAACGGAAAGAGAAAUACAUGCAGAGCUCGAAGGGGCGAGAAUAUACAGGAGGAUGUACCAAAAGACAAAGCAGCCUAGCUGACUGUAUUGCGGACUGGCCUACUGUAUGAUGAUUUAUUUGUUAAAUGUCCUUUUACCCCUCUCAUAUUGAUGGAUAGUCAUGAGCGUCACGUUUUUUUGUUUUGUUUUUUAUUUUUUUCUUCCUUCUUCAGUUGCUAUUGCUCUUUUUCAUUUUCCUUGUUAUAAUUUCAAUCCUUUUUAUCCGUUUCUUAUUUUUAGUUGA